CAAAAACAUAAGACGACAGUGAAUAUAAGGGGAAUUACUGGCAAGGGAGCUGUAGCCAUCUCACCACUGAACCCAUUCCUUUCCCAAGACCAGAAAAGUGUUCCAUUAGCAGGAACCGUCUCUUACUCAGAUAAGAAUUCAAGAAGUUGACUACUACAGGAGGGGAUCUGGAAAAUGACCGGAGCAAAGAGGAAAAAGAAAAGCGCGCUGUGGGGCAAGGUGCACGCCCCCCACUGCGAGGACGUUAAACAGUGGUGGAGAAGGCGCCUACCUAUUUUGGAAUGGGCACCACAGUACAGUCUGAAGGAAAACCUGCUGCCAGACACUGUGUCUGGGCUCAUGUUGGCAGUUCAGCAGGUGACACAGGGGCUCUCCUUCGCCAUUCUCUCAUCUGUGCACCCAGUGUUUGGUUUAUAUGGAUCUCUGUUUCCAGCCGUCAUUUAUGCCAUAUUCGGUAUGGGACGCCAUGUUGCUACAGGCACCUUUGCGUUGACAUCCUUGAUAUCAGCCAAUGCUGUGGAAAGGCUGGUCCCCCAGAGCAGCCGGAAUCUCACCACACAGAGCAACUCGAGCGUGCUGGGCUUAUCCGACUUCGAGCUACAGAGAAUCGGAGUGGCUGCAGCAGUUUCCUUCUUGGGAGGUGUGAUUCAGGUGGCUAUGUUUGUGCUGCAGCUGGGCAGUGCCACGUUCCUGGUUACAGAGCCUGUGAUCAGCGCGAUGACCACGGGGGCCGCCACCCAUGUUGUCACUUCACAAGUCAAGUAUCUCUUGGGAAUUAAAAUGCCAUACAUAUCUGGACCACUGGGAUUCUUUUAUAUUUAUGCCUAUGUUUUCGAGAACAUCAAGUCUGUCCAGCUGGAGGCGCUGCUCUUAUCCUUGCUGAGCAUUGUUGUCCUUGUUCUCGUUAAAGAGCUGAAUGAACAGUUUAAGAGAAAAAUUAAAGUUGUUCUUCCUGUCGACUUAGUUUUGAUCAUUGCUGCCUCAUUUGCUUGCUAUUGUACCAACAUGGAAAACACAUAUGGACUAGAAGUUGUUGGACACAUUCCAAAGGGGAUUCCUCUGCCCCGUGCUCCACCGAUGAACAUCCUCAAUGCAGUGCUCACUGAAGCUUUCGGAGUUGCGCUUGUAGGCUACGUGGCCUCACUGGCUCUUGCUCAAGGGUCUGCCAAGAAGUUCAAAUAUUCAGUGGAUGACAACCAGGAAUUUCUGGCCCACGGCCUCAGCAAUGUGAUCCCUUCAUUUUUCUUCUGUAUCCCAAGUGCUGCUGCCAUGGGAAGGACGGCUGGACUGUACAGCACAGGAGCAAAGACACAGGUCGCUUGUCUAAUAUCUUGCGUUUGCGUCCUCAUAGUCAUCUAUGCAGUUGGACCUUUGCUGUACUGGCUGCCCAUGUGCGUUCUUGCAAGCAUUAUUGUCGUGGGACUCAAGGGAAUGUUAAUACAGUUCCGGGAUUUAAAAAAAUACUGGAAUGUGGAUAAAAUCGAUUGGGGCAUAUGGAUCAGUACUUACAUAUUUACAAUAUGCUUUGCUGCCAAUGUGGGUUUGUUGUUCGGUGUUGUCUGCACCAUAGCCAUCGUGAUAGGACGCUUCCCAAGGGCAAAGACUUUAAGCAUAACAAACAUGAAAGAAAUGGAAGUUAAGGUGAAGACAGAAAUGCCCGAUAACACAGAGAACUGGCCUCCUUCCAAGAGGACCAAUGUCAAGGUCUUUCCAGGUAGCCUGACGACAGGAAGUAACGUCAGGAGCCUUUCUGUCACACCCAGGAGAAUGGAAACCUUGCAACAGGUAAAAAUCAUCUCAAUAAACAACCCACUUGUUUUUCUGAAUGCAAAGAAAUUUAAUACUGAUCUAAUGAAAAUCAUCCUAAAGGAAGAUGAGAGCAGCCAAGCACUCGAUGAUGUCAGCAAGUGUGAACAGAACACCUUGCUCAGUCCCCUGUCCAAUGGCAAUUGCAAUGAGGAAGCUUCCCAGCCCUGCCCCAGUGAGAAGUGUUCUUUGGUCCUGGAUUGCAAUGGCUUGACCUUUUUUGACUACACGGGAGUCUCUACACUUGUUGAGCUUUACCUGGAUUGCAAGAGCAGGGGUAUCGAUGUGUUCUUAGCCAACUGCACAGCAUCCUUGAUCAAAGCGAUGACAUACUGCGGAGACCUAGACACUGAGAGGCCAAUCUUUUUUGACUCAGUACCUGCUGCAAUAAGUAUCAUCCAGGCAAAUAAGAAUCUGAGCAAGGCCAGUGAUCACAGCGAAGUCUGAGGCCCACGAGAUGAACUGCACUUCUCAUCUUCAGCAACUGCCCUGAAGGGGCUGGAUAUUGACAUUUUGCACAAAUAUUGGUUAUGGAUAUUGUAUAUGACCUCUAUACCAAUGAGAAUGAUAAGAGUUAGCAACUGCAUCUCCAGUGACCAGGACUUGCUGGCCCUUUAUUUUUCUAAUCUUUCUUAAUAAACAGAUUCAUUUAGUUAUUUUAUAUAGGGAUCAAUAUGCAUGCAGCUUUAGUUUACUAAAUAGUAAAGAUGCAUUUAUUUCCUUUUAUGAGAGUAUUUUGUAUGGUCUUAUUUCUAUUUUGUUGUAAGCUAACAAAUGGAGGAACACUUUGAUCAGAAGUGGUUUGGACUAUUUAUAAGCUAUCUAUAAAAAAAAAUAAGAUCAUGUAACUAAUCCAUAAAAAGAAGUUAGCAAAUGUGCCAUUUCCCAUAGUUUUUACUCCAAAGAUAUUCAAACAUCAGUAAGAUAAAGUGUCGCCAUCUCCAGUGAAGAAUGAAAUCCACAGAAAUAAAGCCAUUGGAACAAAAGACAAACUAGAAGACAGUGACGCCAAUACUCAUCCACACCAUCACUCUGGCAGUGUUCUUGUGUUCAGCGAUGCUUUGUGUGUGGCAGAAAACUGCUGUUUUAGCAAAACUGAGUUCUUGCCAUUCGUCUGCCUCAUUGUGAGUACUGGAAGCCUUUCGGGUGUCCCGUUGGAUAGCUCUCCUCUCUGCAGCGGCACAUGGAAGACGUUUGGCCUGCAGCCUUAUUUUUACUGCAACCAGAGACUAUGAAAAUUUAGCAUCUAAUAUUUUUUUUCAGAUAAGCUCUUUUAGAUGACAAAGUAUCGUGAGUUGAGUGGUUUUAUGCUGUUUUUAUACAAGAUUAUCUUUAGAAAUUGUGAAUUUUCUAUUUGAGAGACACCAAGUCAAUAAAAUUUAAUCGGUUAUUUAUCUUUACCAAGAUAGAUAGAUGGAUACAUAGGUAGAUAGAUGGAUACAUACAUAGAUACAUGAUAGAUAGAUGAUUGAUAGAUAGAUAGAUAGAUAGAUGACAGACAGACAGAUGGCAGAUGGAUCUCCCUUGUAUAUUUCCAUUUUCUUUUGUUAGAGGUAAACUUAGAUGUGAUUUUCUGUAAAUUUACCAAAAUAACAGGAUAAUUGGCAACACUAAGAGCAGGAUAGAAGUGUAAGCAUUUUUAUGCUUGUAUAUUUUAUUUUUAAUUAUUUAUAAUCAAGUGUUCGAUUCACAAUCUUCUAACAAAUUGUCUUACAUAAGAAGUCAUAGAUUACAAUUAUGCUUUAUUCUUAAUGACGAUUGAUUUAUUCUAGAGAGUAACACUAUCGAAAAAAGCCAGGGAGUUUGAAAAUCAAGUUAAAAAUAGAAAUUAAAAAUUGACCACCUAUAAGUGUUGUAGGGAGGCCACUCAUUUAUUCCCAGCUGCUCAGUCCUAAAAUAAUCACAUAGAAACCAUAUUAUUUGCCAUACUGUUUGGCCAAUAGCUUAAGCAUAUUUCUGGCUAACUCAUAUCUUAAAUUAACACAUCUCCAUUAAUCUGUAUAUAGCCACAAGGCUGUGGCUUACCAGAUAAAGUCCUGGUGUCUGUCUCCAGCAGGACCACGUGGCUUCUCUCUGGCUCUGCCUCCUUUCUUCCAACAUUCAGUUUAGUUUUCCCCACCUAGCUCUACUCUAACCUACCACAUUCGCAGCAUACAGAGGAGAAUCCCACACCACUCAAGGGCAUCUGUAUGAACAAAACCUAAUUCCUGUCCAAGUGACAUAUUGAAAUAUGACUCAGCAAGUGUGUGGUAAGCAUUCAUAUGAUCCCUAAUUUUAGCACCUCAGUUUUUGGUAAGAUGAAAUAAUAAAAUUAAAAUACCGAAAAUAGCAUUCCAAAUUUUCAUGGUCAUUUUAAUUUUUACCGAUACAAACUGAACAGAGCAGUAUUGGCUCCCAAAGCCACCGUCUCUUCAUUGUCAAUCUGGUUCGUAACAAGGCAGGUGAGCACUGCUUAUCAUAUAGGGUUCCAAAUGGAGAUCGAGGGAGAGCUAUAAAUAGCUUCCUUAUUAAAAGGAGUUUUAUUCUGCGUCAUCCAUUUGCAUUGUUGUAAAGGUGCGUGGUGGUGAUAUUCUCUGUCUUCAGUCCAUUGAUCCCUGCCAUAUAAUCAUGAGCCAUGAAAAGCCGAGAAAAGAAAUAUGUUAUGGUACAUUAUAAACUGAUAUUUUGCUAUAAAAGUUUGGCCUAUCAUUGAGCUCAUGAAUUAUAGGCAUUUUAAAUUUGUUGUAGACUAUGGGCCAUGGCUGACAUUAAGACCGUCAUAGCUAAUUGUUGGAUGAUUUGUUCUCUGUGGUUGUAGUAUUGAGACAGUAUUGUCUAGGAAACCGCGUGUGAGCGCAUUUAAGUAUUUAUAGUAUAAGUUUAAUGCAUACAAAAGUUGACACCAUUCAUUUCAGUGUCAAAUAUUAAUGUUAUAUUCAAAGACAAAGAAGAUCAAAUCACACACUGUGUUAAGUCCACUGUGCUAUAGUUUAUUCCAAGACCACGAUGACUGUUUGCCCAAAGAAAGUCUCUUGAAUUAAGUUCUGAGAGUCCAAAAGCUGAAUAUAAGUUUUAGACAUACAAAUGUCCAUUUCAAAAAAGAAGCAGAAAACAGAGAAGCCACAAGACCCCUCCACUGUUGCAAUGCUUCCGUCAGCACACCGACCUGUUCUUAUCGGCUAUCUCAUUUUUACAUAAUGAACUCCUCCCAUAGUACCUGCUGUAAUAAAAUAGCAUUAAAAAACAAAACUGACCUAUACAGGUGUUGUGAGACUAAUAUGGCAGAUAUGAAAUAUGUAACCAGGAAAAGAUGUUAACAUUUAGGCAAAUUAAAUGCCCUUAAAUUUUGCCAUUUGUCUUCCAUUUUAAAGGUUAUUUGCCCUCAAUUAUAUAAUUUCAACAUCAUAAAGUUUAGCUUAAACUACUUUGCAAUAAUUUAUUUGACAGAUCUCCCAAGCAGUGUGAUGAGGAGAGAGAUCUUUCUUUUUUAAUGAAAACAUUAAUGUGUUAAUAUCACAUAUGAGUAACGCUUGACAUUUAAUGGUCGUUGAAAUAUGUUGGUAUGUUGCUGAACAUACAGACACAUCUGAAAUGCCAAUUUUAUGUUCUGUGGGUUGAUCCAAUUCAGUACCAAAUAUGCUUUUUGACAGUGAGUUUGUUGCCAGAUAGAUUUCAAAGAGGGAGUUAAGUGGUGCUUUCUCAAUCCAAAGACGUAGUUAAAAAUCAUGCAUUCCAAUAUGCUGUGCUUAUUUUUAUAUUUUUCCAUGCACUUAAUUAUUGUUUUUUAUAAUUAUUUGUACUAACUCAGCAUGUAGCAACCAAUUUACGUGGAAAUAAAUUGAAAUACGAUAAGUACAA
Molecule: messenger RNA, 5643 nt
Organism: Alexandromys fortis (reed vole)
Lineage: Eukaryota; Metazoa; Chordata; Mammalia; Rodentia; Cricetidae
Gene: Slc26a7
Product: solute carrier family 26 member 7
Exons: 20
Coding region: 175-2253 (692 amino acids)
Biological process (GO): transmembrane transport
Cellular component (GO): plasma membrane
Molecular function (GO): oxalate transmembrane transporter activity; sulfate transmembrane transporter activity; chloride transmembrane transporter activity
Source: RefSeq, a predicted model, not a curated record